AUGAACAGUUCACCUGUUAUCGUUGGUGGCAUGAGAACACCUGCCAGACGAAGACAGAGCACAGGAUCAGCAUCGAACAAUGCCAAGCCGAGAGGAAGUAACAGUGGAAAUAGUAAUAGUAUUGUGAAAUUCUAUGGAGAUGACUCACCAGGAUUUAAAUUAACCCCCCAAACGGUCCUUAUCUCUACAUUGAUCUUCAUGGCGACUGUAGUGAUAUUGCACAUUAUUAGCAAAAUUUAA
Molecule: messenger RNA, 240 nt
Organism: Plasmodium knowlesi strain H
Lineage: Eukaryota; Apicomplexa; Aconoidasida; Haemosporida; Plasmodiidae
Product: protein transport protein SEC61 subunit beta, putative
Exons: 3
Coding region: 1-240 (79 amino acids)
Biological process (GO): intracellular protein transport
Cellular component (GO): Sec61 translocon complex
Source: RefSeq, a predicted model, not a curated record